AUGGCCACCGACGCUACAUCACAGACGGCAGCCAUCCACACCAGCAUCGAGGAAACCCUCCGCAGCACGCCCUACGCCGCCUCGAAUCUGCGGCCAUUGAGUGGCGGCAAUGCCAACUUUAUCUAUCACGCUACAUUACAAACACCGCUGCCAGACGGCACUGCCGAUGUGGUGGUGAAGCACGGCGAGGGCUUCGUCGCCUCCAGCCCCGACUGGAAGCUGGGCAAGUUCCGCUGCGAAAUCGAAAAGGAGAGCCUCCAUCUUGUCGAGCAGCUCCCCCCGCUCAUCACAUCACACUGUGAGGUCCGCACCCCACGCAUGCUCUUCUUCAACCCCGACAACUGCACCCAGGUCCAGGAAUAUCUCCCCCAUGCACUUAGUCUUAAAGACUAUGCGCGCAAGCACUGGCCUGCCCCUUCGCCGGUGUCUGUCAAGCCGCGCUGCAUUGAGCUUGGACGUAGCCUUGGCCAGUGGCUGCGCAGCUUCCACGACUGGAGCGAGCAGUCGGCCAACAGCCAAGUGCGCGAGCUCUUCUCCAAGAACAAGGAGAUGCAAGCCAUCAAGAAGAUGGUCAACUACGACCAGCUGCUCCGUAUGGUAAACAAGUGGCCCUCGUUUCUCAAGGAGUCCGAGGGCGUCUUCCAGGAAGUGGUCAAGAUGGCUGCCGACGAGCUGGAAGAUGAGAGCAAGCUGCACGUUAUCCACGGCGACUUUUGGACCGGAAACAUCCUUCUGCCGGACGAGUCCAUCGACAACGACAAGCAAAUCCCCGUGAGAAUUGUCGACUGGGAAAUGGCCCAGCUUGGCGUCCGCCCCGAAGAUCUCGGUCAAGUGAUUGCCGAGCUGUGGGAGCUCAAGCUGUACAAGGACAUUGACGCUGGUCUCUGGAUCAUCGAGGGCUUUGGCCAGGGCUACGGCACCGUAGAGAAUGACUUUAUGUUCCGCGCGCUUGUACACACCGGAGCUCAUCUCGUCGCCAUGGGAUCGACUACGCCCGGAUGGGGAACACCAGAGCAGGGCGAGCAGGUAGCCAGAACCGGUAAGGAUCUCUUGGUCAAUGCCUUCCGCAAGGACCGCAAGGCGUUUGAGGGCCAUGAUCUGGAGUGCCUUCUCCGUUAG
[Torrubiella] hemipterigena is the source of this 1119-nucleotide messenger RNA. The record is from the annotation of a GenBank genome assembly. NCBI's taxonomy places the organism in Eukaryota, Fungi, Ascomycota, Sordariomycetes, Hypocreales, Clavicipitaceae.